AUGGCAACUGAAAAUGAAAACAUAGAGAACCCCACCGAGGACCAGCUAGUUAAUGGCAAUGCUGGCCCUGCAACUUCAAUUGACGCUUUAAACACCGGAUUCUUCCAAAUCAGCGAUUGGGGCCAAUUUGACUCUUUGGUUACAGGCGGCAUCGGAAGCUUGGACGCCUUUGUCCUCGGUGAGCCUAAUGAGACCUGGGAAAAUAUCAACACUUCAGACUUCAACACCUGA
Messenger RNA from Colletotrichum chrysophilum, 231 nucleotides. RefSeq lists its product as uncharacterized. The transcript has 3 exons. Bases 1 to 231 code for a protein of 76 amino acids. The record is from RefSeq and is a predicted model, not a curated record. Lineage: Eukaryota; Fungi; Ascomycota; Sordariomycetes; Glomerellales; Glomerellaceae.